CUGCUGUCGUUUGUCUAUCGUGGUGGUUUGGAAGUAGAAGUUUUUCAUUUAUUUCGGCCGCUGUAAUCUAGAUAUUUUAUAUUCCCAAUUAAUUAUGUCCUCCCAUGGUCGCAACGAGUGUCGAAUCUAUGUCGGCAAUUUACCUCCAGAUAUACGCACUAAGGACAUUCAAGAUUUGUUUCACAAGUUUGGAAAAGUUACAUUCGUUGAUUUAAAAAACCGCCGCGGGCCGCCAUUUGCUUUUGUGGAAUUUGAAGAUAAUCGAGAUGCGGAUGACGCAGUAAAAGCACGCGAUGGCUACGAUUAUGACGGGUAUAGACUUCGAGUGGAGUUUCCGCGUGGCGGAGGUCCCGGUAGUUAUCGCGGAAGCCGUGGUGGAACCAGUGACCGAGGUAGUGGCAGGGAUAGAAAUAAUCGUGGUCCACCGGCCAGACGGUCGCAGUUCCGAGUUAUGGUGACAGGUCUGCCGGCAUCCGGCUCGUGGCAGGAUCUCAAGGACCAUAUGAGAGAGGCCGGCGACGUUUGUUUUGCCGAUGUAUAUAAAGACGGAACUGGAGUUGUAGAAUUCUUACGCCAUGAAGAUAUGAAGUAUGCCAUAAAAAAACUUGACGAUUCCCGGUUCCGUUCUCAUGAGGGAGAAGUAGCAUACAUCCGUGUGCGUGAAGAUUCCUCCGACGAUCGACGUGGCGGCGAACAUCGUGAUCGGUCUUACUCACCUCGCAGACGCCGUGGCACACCAACUUAUUCUCCAGUUCAACGAAGCUUUUCACGGUCCCGUUCUCGCUCUUUCAAUUACUAGAGCUUGUGAGACAAUGCUACACCAGUCAUUCGAAUCCUGCUGGAUGGAUUCCAAGUAAAUUGACGAUUUUUCUGAUUAUUUCAAAAUUAAGAAAUUAUAAAAUAUCUAUCUACUACGCAUAUUCCGCCACCAUGCGACAAGUGUGUCACUGUAAUAACUUGAAAUACUAAUUGAGCGCAAUUUUUGAAAACUCAGGCAAGCUAGCUUCAAGGAAUAUUUUAAUCAUUUUAGUACAUUCCUAAGUUACGACAAUUCAGUUUAAGUUCAUUAAAAAAUUAUCUUCUAUUUGAAAAUCAAGUAUCUGCACGUAUAACUAUUAUCAAUCAUUCAGACUGAGGCGGAAGCUGCGGCAUAUUUUCGUAGAUUGUAAAAUAUCUUAAAUGGGAAAAGGAGAAAAUUGAUCCUAUGAAUCAUUGAAUAAUAUCUGUGUUCUGAUCUCUCCUUCUAGCCUGUGAAAUGCGACACGAGAUCUCUAUCGAAAACUGGAUUGGAUGAUUUAUUUCUUUUAUCCUUAUUCUAUCUUCGUACUUGCCUUGUUUUCACGUUACAUUCUAAAACCUGUUUCUUCUUUUUUUAAACAGGAAAAUGGAAACUUCUUGCUUAUUUUUUGUCUGACAUGACGCGAAUGUUUCCUGCUAGGAAUUUGGAUCAGGAACCAAGGAAUUUCUAAGAUCUGUAAAAGUCGGAUGCCCCUUUACUCGUUUACUAUGCAGGAUGCAUUUAUUUCGUCUUAUGGAAUACUGGACCCGAACAGGAUAGGAUUCAGGUUUAGCAACCCAAGCGGUCGUACAUAUUCGUCUUUUCACUAUCUGGAGGAAUCGGAAUUUGGGAUUACAGGAUAACUGAAGCAGGACUUUCCGUUUUUUUAUAACUGAGUCAUUUUCUGAUUUGCACACAACUUCGCGCUGUUUCUUCUGGUUUUUUCCUAUUUAUUAAACUGUAGAGUGGAGUAACUACGCUUGUAUUUGUAAAUAUGUUUUAUCGUCAUAAACAUUACGCACGUAAUUGAUUGUUAUUACGAUAAAACAUCAUUCUUCUUGAGAGCGAAUUACUUUAUUCUAUAGUAAGUUUUCGCCUAUAGAAUCAUUGUUGAGUAUGUUAGUUCAGUGUCUGUUUUAAGUGAAACAUAGAGGAAGAUUUGCACAAUCCGCAUAAAUUUAAAACAAUGGUGGUAACAGUAUAUUAUGCACGCUAAAGUUGCGAAUGAAUAUUCAUGAGAAUAAUUUAGAAACCGUGGUAUAAGGUGUCGAAUUUGAGAAACGUGCAAAACAAAAUCAAGAUGGAGUUGCUGUACAAUCACAAAGGAUCUAUAUUGGAAAUGGAUGGAAGGAUGGACAGUUAAAAGCAGGAUUCAUUUAAAACUAAGCAUUAAACUCUUUGGAAUAAUGGAACAUCAGCACGAGAUUACAGAUGGAUUAUAAACAUGCAACUAAUAAAAACUCAAACAAUGGUUCUAUAGGUGAAAAGUGGCUAAUUCUUAGCGAUUUUAAAGCUUGGAAUUGUUGAAUUAGUUUUGUAUAAACAAGCUUCGAUUUGCAAGUUACGGAUGGUGGUCUAAGGAAUUUGCCAAUGAUAGGAUUUUGCUCUCGUGGACUACGUGGGAUACCGUCUUUUGGGACUUGUCUUCAGGAAUGGAAAUUAACAAUUUUGCCUCACACUUAUUCGUUAAGUCAUUAUGGACACCGCGGGAAAAGAGAUCUUGUGUUCGUUCGCAUUUUGGCAGUACCAAGGAAAUGUUGGAAAGGAACGUUGCCAGAGGAGAAAGGAAGGAGCAACUGGUGUGUAUUAGCUUUAUUUCUUAUUUUUCCUCUUUAUUUAGCAUUUUUAAUCUCUCUUAAAUUUUUUACCUAAAUCUUUGAUUUCAACAUUUGGCAUUUUAACAUUCCGCUGUUUGCAAAAAGCGAUAUUUGUUGGGAAAAUCGCUUUUGUAAACAAUAGCGGCUAGACUUGGUUUGAACGUUUUCUACUGCAAGGCACCUUGUUUUUAUUUUUUACAAAAACUAAAUUACACUUGCUAAUUGAUCUUUUAAAAGUAGAGGCGAGCAUGUAAAUUUUGUUUAUAUAAAAUCAUACAUCCAUACAUCAUUUUUGUCCAUUUUUACCGUACAGUCGAUCUAACUGUAUGAAAGCGUUUUUCACCGUGAGGAAUGUAACGACAGAUUUUAGAGUAAUAGUUAUUUUCAAGGGCAAGGAUUUCAGGAUUAAAACUUUAUGGGUGUGGCCGUUACAAUCACAGAUUUGUCCGGUCUUGAAGUUUAUAAUUUCAACAGAUCCGAAAUUAACUUCCUAUAUCCCAUGUAUGUAUGGCUGAUUUUUCGUUUUUGGUUAUCUACGAAGUUUACCAUAAAACAAUUCGUUAAGCGUAACUAUGCAGCCUUUAGAGCAAUUCUGUCACUACGUUCUAAAACAAAAAUAUACAUAGUCAAUUGUCUUAAAACGAUUAGCUGUUGAUUUUAGUAUCGAAAAUUAUGUAUCAGCUAUGCUGCCGCUCUCCGCAUAACAGUCCCAUUUAUAUAGGAAACUCCAUAGAAAAUGCGACGGUUAUGCAAAUAGCGGCAGUAUGCUACCAUGGGAUAGAAAGAGUUAAAAAUGAGGACCAAGAAAUAUCGUCGCUGCUCGUCAGAUUAAAACUGCCUGUUUGCUCUUGAGAAUAACUAAAUGAAGCAUACUUUUCAACAACUAGAAACUACGAAAAACUUCUCGGUGGUUGCUCAUGGUAACAUUGAGAAUAAAGAGAUUUCAAAAAUAAUUCUACACG
Molecule: messenger RNA, 3557 nt
Organism: Sabethes cyaneus
Lineage: Eukaryota; Metazoa; Arthropoda; Insecta; Diptera; Culicidae
Gene: SF2
Product: serine/arginine-rich splicing factor 1A
Exons: 4
Coding region: 95-799 (234 amino acids)
Cellular component (GO): ribonucleoprotein complex; cytoplasm; nucleus
Molecular function (GO): mRNA binding
Source: RefSeq, a predicted model, not a curated record